Molecule: messenger RNA, 3063 nt
Organism: Pseudophryne corroboree (corroboree frog)
Lineage: Eukaryota; Metazoa; Chordata; Amphibia; Anura; Myobatrachidae
Product: zinc finger protein OZF-like
Exons: 1
Coding region: 100-1797 (565 amino acids)
Biological process (GO): regulation of transcription by RNA polymerase II; embryo development; urogenital system development
Cellular component (GO): nucleus
Molecular function (GO): DNA-binding transcription factor activity, RNA polymerase II-specific; RNA polymerase II transcription regulatory region sequence-specific DNA binding
Source: RefSeq, a predicted model, not a curated record
CCUGUAACACCCUGGGUCUUGUCUAUUCAUUUUAUAUAUUAAUGUAAUUUAUUUCCAGCAGAUGGACACACAAGCAGGAACAUCUCAGAAGGACAUCUAAUGUUAUCCCUGGAUUCUGAAAUAACCGAUAACGACAGUAGACAGGAUUUUCCAGGAGCCAACCCCAUUAUCCCAAUUAUAUAUCCAGCUCUAUCAGCUGAUCCCACUGAUCCUGGGGAAUGUUCUCCUGAUCACUCUGAUAUUGGUGCAUCUGUUACAGCUCUGACAGUAGAUACAGUGUUUCCCUGUUCUAUAGAUGCCAAAUGUUUUACACAGAACACAAAGCGUAUUACCAAUCAGCCAGCUAAGGCAGGUGAGAGUCCAUUUCCAUGUUCUGAGUGUAGGAAAUGUUUUGCACAGAAAUCGGCUCUUGUUACACAUCAGAGAAGUCACACAGGUGAGAAGCCAUAUUCCUGUUCUGAGUGUAGGAAAUGUUUUGCAACAAAAUCAUUUCUUGCUACACAUCAGAGAAAUCACACAGGUGAGAAGCCGUAUUCCUGUUCUGAGUGUGGAAAAUGUUUUGCACAUAGAUCACAUUUUGUUAUUCAUCAGCAUGCUCACACAGGUGAGAUGCCAUUUUCCUGUUCUGAGUGUGGGAAAUGUUUUCCACGGAAAUCACAUCUUGUUCCACAUCAGAGAAGUCAUUUAAGUGAGAAGCCAUAUUCCUGUUCUGAGUGUGGGAAAUGUUUUGCACAGAAAUCAACUCUUGUUAUACAUCAGAGAAGUCACACAGGUGAGAAGCCAUAUUCCUGUUCUGAGUGUGGGAAAUGUUUUGCACUGAAAUCAAAUCUUGUUCCACAUCAGAGAAGUCACACAGGUGAGAAGCCAUAUUCCUGUUCUGAGUGUGGGAAAUGUUUUGCACAGAAAUCAACUCUUGUUAUACAUCAGAGAAGUCAUACAGAUGAGAAGCCGUAUUCCUGUUUUGAGUGUAGGAAAUGUUUCACACAGAAAUCAGCUCUUGUUAUACAUCAGAGAAGUCACACUGGUGAGAAGCCAUUUUCCUGUUCUGAGUGUGGGAAAUGUUUUGUAUGGAAAUCACAUCUUGUCACACAUCAGAGAAGUCACACAGGUGAGAAGCCAUAUUCCUGUUUUAAGUGUAGUAAAUGUUUCACACAGAAAUCAGCUCUUGUUAUACAUCAGAGAAGUCAUACAGGUGAGAAGCCGUAUUCCUGUUCUGAGUGUGGGAAAUGUUUUGUACGGAAAACACAUCUUGUUUUACAUCAGAGAAGUCACACAGCUGAGAAGCCAUAUUUCUGUUUUGAGUGUGGGAAAUGUUUUGCACAGAAAUCAGCUCUUGUUAUACAUCAGAGAAGUCAUACAGAUGAGAAGCCGUAUUCCUGUUUUGAGUGUAGGAAAUGUUUCACACAGAAAUCAGCUCUUGUUAUACAUCAGAGAAGUCACACAGGUGAGAAGCCAUUUUCCUGUUCUGAGUGUGGGAAAUGUUUUGUACGGAAAUCAAAUCUUGUGUUACAUCAGAGAAGUCACACAGGUGAGAAGCCAUUUUCCUGUUCUGUGUGUGGGAAAUGUUUUGCACAGAAAUCACAUCUUGUUUUACAUCAGAGAAGUCACACAGGUGAGAAGCCAUUUUCCUGUUCUGAGUGUGGGAAAUGUUUUGUACGGAAAUCAGAUCUUGUCACACAUCAGAGAAGUCACACAGGUGAGAAGCCAUUUUCAUGCCGUGAGAGAAAUAAAUCCGCUCUUGUUGAACAUAUUAGACAUUACCCAAGUACGGAACCAUUUAAAUCUUCUGGAGUAUAAUUAUCACUGUCAUCCAAUGUUCCUCAAGGGUGAAUCCUAUCUCCUAUGCUUUAUAAAAUAUACAUGCUACCACUGGGUGAUAUAAUCAGACGUCAUGGCCUGGUCUACCACUGCUAUGCUGAUUACCUGCUUUUUGCUCCAUGUACUGAGAACCAAAUACCAAUCCUAAAUGGUUGUCUAGCUUAGCGCCAGGGGUGGAUGAUGCCAGUUGGCUGUGACUCAGUCUUUGUGAAACAUAAUAGAAGCUCCCCAACAAAGGACAAGACUACAGCUUUACCAACCAUCUGGAUUUAUGCUUUGGUGUUCAGAAUUGAAAAUACUGAACAUGUGCUGAAUCUUUGUGUUGUCCUGGUAUGUGGCUGACACAGACAUCAGGUAUCUGCCACAUACAAAUCCUCAUUCUUCCAUCUGUGGACCAUAGCCAGAAUCAAGCUCUUGAUUCCCUCAGAAGUUCAUAGACUACUGCAAUGCCAUCUACCUGGGUCUACCAGCAAAAGAAUUACAGAGCUUGCAGCUAGUACAGAAUGCAGCAGCCAAGCUGUUACCUAACCAGCCCGUUCCUGCCGCAUAACACCCAUUCUCUACUCCCUUCACCGGCUGCCUGUAAGAUGACAAAUCUAUUUCAUAAUUGGCUAACUGACCUUCGCAGCCCAACAUUACAUGGUCCAAGGUACUAGAAGCAGCUUCUGCCUCCUUACUGCCCCGCUUGAUUAUUUCUACAGAUGAAGGACUGUUACCAGCAGUACCAAGAAUCUCCUGUCAUUCAUUUAUAGGUUGAAUGUUUAGCUUUGCAGCCCUGACCAUGGAACUCACUGUCUUGCACAGUCCAAGAGGCCUCCACUCUAGAGACCUUCACAAGCAGACUGAUGACUGUUACUCACGCUUUUCAUUAAUGUACCUCUAUUUACUUCCUAAAUAAUACAUCCCAAAUGCUUAGGUCUUUUUUCUGUUGUUUAUUUUGUAUCUUGUGCAUUGUGUAAAUGUGAAUGUCUAAUACCAGUUUGCACAAUCUGUAUUGUUGCACAACAAUAUGGCGGCCAUUGGAACGUGUUUUCACUUCUAGUUUGCCUAACUUGUUGCAGACACUCAUCUUGAUCAGGAGUGCUGAGUGUUUUCAGAUACAAGAUCCUGUCCAUAUAUACCCUGUACAUUAUCAUGUGCAUUAGAGUCACCCGGGUUCCAUCUGCGGUGGUUUGUUGUAUGUUACAUCUAUAUGGUGCGGAUACUCCCCUGUAUUUCAUAAUAAAAGCUUUUGUUUGCAUCUAA